AUGCUCUGGUUGCUCUUCACCAGCAGGAGUUCGAGGAAUGCCUCAAGAUCCCCGUUCCCGACAGCGACGUGGAAGACGAGGCCAAUUACCUCUUUGAGGUCGGCCAAACCACGGCAGCCCAGCGCCUGCGGAGGAGACCCUUCGACAAGCAACUGCGACGAUGGUGA
Messenger RNA from Symbiodinium natans, 167 nucleotides. NCBI's taxonomy places the organism in Eukaryota, Dinophyceae, Suessiales, Symbiodiniaceae. The record is from the annotation of a GenBank genome assembly.